UCCCUAGCGCGGUCUUCGUUGUUUCUCUCCCGGCUUCGUUGGCUGCGUGUGGCCCGCGGGCGAAGACUUCCUGAAGCGGCCUCGGGAAACCCGGCUCGGGCGGGGCGGGAAUGCGCUAGCGGUCCGUGUCACCCACACGCUCACGCACCCUCCCUGCCUGGCCGCGCCUCUGCGACCAGGUAACCCAAUGAAAGAAGAAAAUGAAAGGCAUUAAGAAAAGUCUUACAGAAGAAUAUCUAUACUUGGACCUUUCUCACCAAAAAGAAGGGUGCAUCUUUCCUCUUCAUACAUCUAUAACUUUAUUUUUGUUAUCAUACUGUGACUGCAAAAUCUUUAAAGUUUGCUUAGUCCUCACUGGAGAAAGCACAGGUAUUUCACUACUUAAAAAUGUACUGUCUGAGGAUGUUGAAAUACAGAUUAUUUCAAGGCAAGAGCUUCCACCAAUAGUCCAGAAUUGCUGUUUACCUGCAGUAGUAGAAAGACCAGACAAUUUCUGUAGAGCAGGACUUGCUGUUGUUCUGAGACACAUAAUCCAGAAAUCAUAUGAAGCAGACCCCUCAAAGAAGGAAAUUUUGGAACUUCUGGGUUUUAAGAAGACUUGCUUGAAAGCCUGUGCUGAAGUUAGUCAGUGGACCAGGCUAUGCGAACUUACCAUCCCUUUAGCUAUUGAGAAUUUUCUCAAAGAAUCUUCUGACCAGCCCCCAACUAUCCCUGCCGAAAUACUAGAGCUUGAGAGGAAGCUUAGUGAGCCCGUUAGGGUACAUAAUGAUGACAAACUCCGGCGACAGAAGCUGAAGCAGCAGAAGGCUGAUGGGGUUAGGCCUUCCCUUGAUAAGGAAGAAACGAAGAGCAAGGUCCAUAGACAGGAGACAUCUGAAGAGGUGGACUCUUCAUCGGCGAGCCUGGAACUGAGAGUGGCAUUCUCAAAGCUCACAGUACGUGAGGAACCAGCUCCUGCCAACAGGGAGCCUGCUCACGUCAGAAAAGCGAGAGCCUCUGACCUUCCACCUCUGGACCAUGUGUUUGUAGAAGGCCUGUACUUCACUUUGGCAGAUAUUGUGCUCUUGCCCUGUAUCCAUCAUUUUUUGGUAAUUAUCUGCAAGAAACUUUCUGAAAAGCUGGUAGAAUUUCCACUGCUGGCUGCCUGGUACCAGAGAAUUCAGGAAGUGCCAAGAGUAAAAACAACAGCUUCUCAGUGUGGGAUCCAAUUUCUCCAUUUACCAGAAUUACAGACCACCUCGAAUGAACAGCAGCCAAGCUUAGAUGAGGUCCCAUGUGUAGAGGAGCAAAAUGAUCCUUCAUUUAUAGGAGGACCAAGACCCACUAUGACUAAGUUAAUGGAAAAAGGCAUUGAAGUGAUGUUUUCUCCCCACCCUUGCCCUACUUGGACCCUUGAUUGGGAUACUCUUCCUGCAGCAGUGAGCCCAAAGGAAGGUAAAAUGUCCAGUGAUCGAGCUUUGAGGAAGCAGCAACAGUUAAACAACCUUGUUUAUGUGGUGACAAAUCAGGCCAAACCUGGCGACAGAAUUGUGGAUUUCUGCAGCGGCGGGGGCCAUGUUGGGAUUGUCCUUGCUCACAUGCUGCCAUCAUGCCAGGUUACAUUAAUAGAAAACAAGGAAUUAUCAUUAAUUCGUGCUAAGAAGAGAAGUGACGAACUAGGGUUAAGCAACAUUUGGUUCAUUCAAGCAAAUAUGGAGUAUUUUACAGGGACAUUUAAUAUUGGGGUGGCGUUGCAUGCUUGUGGAGUGGCAACAGACAUGGUGAUUGAGCACUGCAUCAAAACACGGGCUUCCUUUGUCACAUGCCCUUGCUGUUACGGUUUCAUUCAGAACACCUCAAAGUUUAAUUUUCCAAAAAGUGAACAAUUCAAGAAAACUUUAUCAUACAAGGAACACAUGAUUCUAUGCAGAUUUGCAGAUCAGACAGCUGUCCAGCUUCCACCCCAACGAAGGCUCAUAGGAAAACAGUGCAUGUUCCUGGUGGAUCUGGAUCGAGCAAGAGCUGCAGAAGAAUGUGGCUACUCCAUUCAAGUGAUAUCCAUGGAGCCAGAGAGCUGCUCUCCCAAAAAUAACAUGAUCGUGGGAGUCCCCAUUUAGAAUGAGAUAUUCCACAUUUGAUGUUUUGCCAUCCGUCUCUGUGAUGAAAGCCCAGUGGCAUUCAGGAGGGUCUUGGCAUAACUAGGAAACAGCAUUAGCCAUCUUGAACCUAUUGUGCUCAGGAAAGAACACAGCAGGAAAGUCUUGGAGGAAGGCUGCCUGCAAAGCAUCACAAAUGCUCUUGUAAUUGUGAUUAAAGGACUGCUGGUUUUCAUAGUGAGAAUCCCCUGAAGUCUCAGCUGCCAGCAGAGUGAUACUCACGAGAGGAGUUUCCAUUACUGGAAUAACGAUUUCUUUCUCAGUUCACAGCUUUUCUGAUCUUGCCAGUGUGG
This is a messenger RNA of Eubalaena glacialis (North Atlantic right whale), 2428 nucleotides long. It is a transcript of the gene GSTCD, whose product is annotated as glutathione S-transferase C-terminal domain containing. The record is from RefSeq and is a predicted model, not a curated record. NCBI's taxonomy places the organism in Eukaryota, Metazoa, Chordata, Mammalia, Artiodactyla, Balaenidae. The transcript has 12 exons. Bases 201 to 2096 code for a protein of 631 amino acids.